UCCUGCGGGGCCAGUCGGGACGGAGGAGACAAGAUGGCGCUGCGGGCGAUGCGAGGGAUGGUGAACGGGGCCGCACCCGAGCUGCCGGUGCCCACCAGUGGGCCGGGGGCGGGAGCUCGGGAGCAGGCGCUGGCCGUCAGCAGGAACUACCUCUCCCAGCCGCGGCUCACGUAUAAGACAGUAUCCGGGGUCAACGGUCCGCUGGUGAUCUUGGAUCAUGUGAAGUUCCCCAGGUACUCUGAGAUUGUCCACCUGACGUUACCCGAUGGCACCAAGAGGAGCGGGCAGGUCCUGGAAAUCAGUGGCUCCAAAGCAGUGGUUCAGGUGUUUGAAGGGACUUCAGGUAUAGAUGCAAAGAAAACAUCCUGCGAGUUUACUGGAGAUAUUCUUCGAACGCCAGUGUCUGAGGAUAUGCUGGGUCGAGUAUUCAAUGGAUCCGGAAAACCGAUUGACAAGGGUCCUUCUGUGCUGGCCGAAGACUUCCUGGACAUCAUGGGUCAGCCAAUCAAUCCUCAGUGUCGAAUCUACCCAGAGGAAAUGAUUCAGACGGGCAUUUCUGCCAUUGAUGGCAUGAACAGUAUUUGUCGCCAGGCUGGUCUGGUAAAGAAAUCCAAAGAUGUAGUAGAUUACAGUGAGGAGAAUUUUGCAAUUGUGUUUGCUGCUAUGGGUGUAAACAUGGAAACCGCCCGGUUCUUCAAAUCUGACUUUGAAGAAAAUGGCUCUAUGGACAACGUCUGCCUCUUUUUGAACUUGGCUAAUGACCCAACUAUUGAGCGGAUUAUCACCCCUCGCCUGGCUCUGACCACAGCUGAGUUCCUGGCGUACCAGUGUGAGAAGCACGUACUAGUGAUCCUGACAGACAUGAGUUCUUACGCUGAAGCACUUCGAGAGGUUUCAGCAGCCAGAGAGGAGGUCCCCGGUCGGCGAGGUUUCCCAGGGUACAUGUACACGGACUUGUCCACGAUAUACGAGCGCGCAGGCCGAGUGGAGGGUCGCAAUGGCUCUAUUACUCAAAUCCCCAUUCUCACCAUGCCCAAUGAUGACAUCACUCACCCCAUCCCUGACCUGACGGGAUACAUCACCGAGGGCCAGAUCUACGUGGACAGACAGCUGCACAACAGACAGAUUUACCCGCCUAUUAAUGUACUGCCCUCACUGUCACGGUUGAUGAAGUCUGCCAUUGGAGAAGGCAUGACACGGAAGGACCAUGCUGACGUAUCCAACCAGCUGUACGCAUGCUAUGCGAUCGGCAAGGACGUGCAGGCCAUGAAAGCUGUGGUGGGAGAAGAGGCGCUCACCUCGGACGAUCUUCUUUACUUGGAGUUCCUACAGAAGUUCGAGAGGAACUUCAUCAGUCAGGGUCCUUACGAAAAUCGCAGUGUCUAUGAGACUUUGGACAUUGGCUGGCAGCUGCUCCGAAUCUUCCCCAAAGAAAUGCUGAAGAGAAUCCCUCAGAGCACCCUGAGUGAAUUUUACCCUCGAGACUCUGCAAAGCAUUAGUUGCUGCUGCUCCUGUGGUGGGACGCUCUCGUGAAGCAUUGGUUGUUUUCCUGAUUCCUUUUGCACUCCUCCAUCCCCACCUCUGAGUGGGAGUUUACCGUGUCACCCUGUAAUUAAAAGCGAAGAGUAGGUAACUUA
Molecule: messenger RNA, 1638 nt
Organism: Octodon degus (degu)
Lineage: Eukaryota; Metazoa; Chordata; Mammalia; Rodentia; Octodontidae
Gene: Atp6v1b2
Product: ATPase H+ transporting V1 subunit B2
Exons: 14
Coding region: 34-1500 (488 amino acids)
Biological process (GO): proton transmembrane transport; ATP metabolic process
Molecular function (GO): ATP binding
Source: RefSeq, a predicted model, not a curated record